AUGUUCGACACAUCCCUCUGGACGUCGCUUCUUCUUGUCGGCGCAGUUCUCUUUCUAGGAAAAUAUGUGUACGGGCGCAGAGCUCUGUCUACAUUACACAAUAUUCCCGGACCCCCCUCGUCCUCUUUCUGGAUCGGCAACCUAGGUCAAUACUUCUCUCGGCAAGGCUCGGAAUUCCAGCGCCACGUUGCUCAGGACUACGGAUCCGUAACGAAGAUCCACGGCCGUUUCGGUAGUCCUGUUUUAUAUGUCUCUGACCCCAAGGCGUUACACACAAUUGUCAUUAAGGAGGAGCACAUAUUCCAGAAUCCCACGGCAACACUAUCAUUCAGGCAAAUGAUGUUCGGUCCUGGACUACUGAGUACACAAGGGGAGAAACAUCGCAAACAACGAAAGUUGCUCAAUCCGGCAUUCUCCAUCAACCAUAUGCGUUAUAUGCUGCCAAUAUUUUAUCACGUAGUGCAUAAGCUUCGGGUAGCCAUCGAUAGGCAGGUGUCUGAUGGCCCUCAAGAGAUUGACAUUCUCAAUUGGAUGGGUCGUACCGCUCUCGAACUGAUCGGGCAAGGCGGACUUGGCUAUUCGUUCGACCCGCUUGUAGAAGACGUGCAAAACGAUUAUGGUGAUGCUUUGAAGAACUUAUUACCGAAUUUGGGAAAAGUAUUACCUAUGGUGCGAUUCGUCCUCCCGUUAAUUGCGAGGUUUAGCCCAGCAAAGCUCGGGCGAAGCGUAAUCGAUCGCGUCCCGCAUGGGGAGGUUCAAGCUGUCAAAACGAUUAUUGACACAAUGGACCGUCGAUCGCGCGCGAUCUAUGAAAGCAAGAAAGCGGCUCUUCGCGCAGGAGAUGAGGCUGUUUUGCAGCAAAUGGGAGAAGGAAAGGAUAUCAUGAGCAUUCUCAUCAGAGCAAAUUCUACCACAUCCGUCGACGAUCGGCUGAGGGACGACGAGCUCAUAGCUCAGAUGUCAACCUUCGUAUUCGCUGCCACAGACACGACAUCAAACACGCUGGCUCGCAUACUGCAGUCCCUGGCCGAGCAUCCAGAGGUCCAGGAUAAAUUACGCGCGGAGCUUCUUGAUGCCGAUGCAGGAGGUAGCUUGUCAUACGACGAACUUGAUCAGCUGCCUUUCCUGGAUAGCGUUUGUCGGGAAACGUUGCGACUGUAUCCCCCGGUUCGAGCACUUUCCCGCACUGCAAACCAUGAUACUGUACUACCGUUGUCUGAGCCGAUCGUCGGGAUAGAUGGGAUUCUCAUCCGGGAGAUUCCCAUUCCAAAGGGAACCACGGUCAUGAUCGGAGUCUUGGGCUGCAACACUAGCAAAAAGAUCUGGGGUGAGGACGCUGACGAGUGGAAGCCCGAGCGUUGGCUCUCCCCGUUGCCUGGCACCGUUACCAAAGAUACUAUUCCUGGUGUUUAUUCCAACUUGAUGACUUUCAUCGGUGGUAGAAGAGCUUGCAUCGGGUUCAAGUUCUCUGAGAUGGAGAUGAAGGUGGUGCUGUCGGUCUUGUUAACCAGUUUCACGUUCAGUUUGUCGGAUAAGCCCAUCGAAUGGAAUGUUGCGGGCGUCCGCUAUCCUACCGUAGGCAAAGAAGGCAAAACUCCGCAAAUGCCGCUCAAGGUGGGAUCCCUUCGCGGUGCGAAAAUUUGA
Molecule: messenger RNA, 1644 nt
Organism: Fibroporia radiculosa
Lineage: Eukaryota; Fungi; Basidiomycota; Agaricomycetes; Polyporales; Fibroporiaceae
Exons: 14
Coding region: 1-1644 (547 amino acids)
Molecular function (GO): monooxygenase activity; heme binding; oxidoreductase activity, acting on paired donors, with incorporation or reduction of molecular oxygen
Source: RefSeq, a predicted model, not a curated record